AAAAGCGGCGGCACUUCCGGGAGCGGCGCGGGGCGGAGGGGGGCCAUGAGCUGGAUCCCGUUCAAGAUCGGGCAGCCCAAGAAACAGAUUGUACCCAAGACAGUGGAGAGAGACUUUGAAAGGGAAUAUGGGAAGCUGCAGCAAUUGGAAGAUCAGACCAAAAAACUUCAGAAGGAUAUGAAGAAAAGCACAGAUGCAGAUUUGGCCAUGUCCAAGUCGGCAGUGAAGAUCUCCUCAGACCUGCUGUCCAACCCCCUGUGCGAGCAGGAGCCCUCGUUCCUCGAGAUGGUCACGGCCUUCGACACGGCCAUGAAGAGGAUGGACUCCUUCAACCAGGAGAAGGUGAAUCAGAUCCAAAAGACAGUCAUAGAGCCUUUGAAAAAGUUCAGCAGCGUCUUCCCGAGCCUGAACAUGGCCGUGAAGCGCCGGGAGCAGACGCUGCAGGACUACAAACGCCUGCAGUCCAAGGUGGAAAAAUACGAGGAAAAGGAAAGAACUGGCCCCGUGCUGGCCAAGCUUCACCAGGCCCGGGAGGAGCUGCGCCCGGUGAAGGAGGACUUUGAAGCCAAGAACAAGCAGCUCCUGGAGGAGAUGCCCAAAUUCUACAGCAGCCGCAUCGAUUACUUCAAACCCAGCUUUGAGUCGCUGGUCCGGGCACAGGUUGUCUACUACACGGAGAUGCACAAGAUUUUUGGGGACCUGACGGCGCAGAUCGACCGGCCCGGGCUGAGCGACGAGCAGCGCGAGCGGGAGAACGACGCCAAGCUCAGCGAGCUCCGCGCGCUCUCCAUCGUGGCCGACGACUGAGGCCAGGCCGGGCAGGGGGAGGGGAUGGGGAUCCCCCCCUUUCGCCCCAGCCCCCCUCCCAGGGAUGGUCUUGUGGGGCUGGAGCUGCUCCCGCCACCCCGGGGCUCCUGCCAGGGUCUGCAUCGUCUUCGUCAGUCCCUGAAUGAGUUUUGCCUUCAAUUUUGGGGUGUGGAGGAGCAGGAAAGGGAGCGAUCCUGCCUGGCUGAAGAUGGGGAGUGGGAUGUGGGGUGCUGGAUUUUCCCAGGUUCCAGCCUCUCUUAGCACCCCCAGAGCCCAGAGGGUGAGACCCCGACUCCUUCCCCUCAUUUUGUGCCUUAGUAGCCCAGUGGUCCCCUCAGGGGAGGGUGAAAUCUCAAAUCCCGUUUUUGAGGUACGGGGAGAGGGUGAUGCUUCUCAUGGCGAGCAUCCGUGCCCCUUUUCCCAGCAGUGGUACAGAGAGCCUGUACCCCAGAGCUGGGGAGUGCAGGGUGGGGACAGGGGGCGCCAGAGCAGGGACAGAUGGGGACAUCCCUAAGGGAGAAUCCCAGCCAGGAGCAAACCUAUGGAAAACUGGGGGCUUCAGCCCCUCCUCGGUGUGUGGGAAGGGCCGCGGGGACUCCGUGGCUUGUCCCCAAUAAAGUUUUUGGCAGCGCAGCGCGGCCGGGGCCGGGUCGCUGUCACCACCGGGGCCGGGUCCGGGUCGGUGUCGCUGUCGCCGCCGGGGCCGGGUCGGUGCCAGCGCCGGGGCCGGGUCGGUGUCGCUGUCACCGCCGGGGCCGGGUCGGUGUCGCUGUCACCGCCGGGGCCGGGUCGCUGUCGCCGUCACCGCCGGGCCGCUGUCGCCCUCUGCCGCCGCCCGGCCGCCACUGCAGGGGACGCGGGGGACUCGGGGUGUCCCUGGGAGGGAGAGCUGGGAUCGAGCAUCCAUUCCCCCCGUGGCGGCGCGGGAAGGAAAAGGCCCCAGAGCACGAGGAACGGAGUUUUCCAGUACAGCCGAGGACAUUCGGGCCUGAGCUGGAGCCGUGAAGGAUAAGGACAGGCUGCUGCGGUGCCCUGGGGACCUGGGUUUGGCAAACCUGCACGGGACAGGGCACGGAGCUCAGGGGUGUCCUGGGAAGGCCAGCAGAAAACGGGGAUGGAACCCCUGAAAACCAAACCUUCCCUUCCCAGCUGGAGCAAAGGGGAUGGAACAGAGCCGUGGGAAUGCUGGUGGCUGUCCCCAGUGCAGGGACACAGUGGAGUCCCCCCAAGAGCAUCCCGUGCCAAGGCUCCUCCCCAGCUCCCAGCAUGGAGAACUUCAUCCCUCCCUCUCCCCUCGGCUGUUCCUUCCCAACCACAUCACAUGCCAGGCCAGGUUUAAGCAAAAUAAACCCAGUUGCCACGGUUACCCAGA
Molecule: messenger RNA, 2179 nt
Organism: Motacilla alba alba
Lineage: Eukaryota; Metazoa; Chordata; Aves; Passeriformes; Motacillidae
Gene: BIN3
Product: bridging integrator 3
Exons: 10
Coding region: 46-807 (253 amino acids)
Biological process (GO): plasma membrane tubulation; actin cortical patch localization; endocytosis
Cellular component (GO): cytoplasm; actin cortical patch
Molecular function (GO): protein binding; lipid binding
Source: RefSeq, a predicted model, not a curated record